This is a messenger RNA of Colletotrichum spaethianum, 3339 nucleotides long. Its product is annotated as putative ATP-dependent RNA helicase prh1. The transcript is spliced from 2 exons. The coding region runs from base 1 to 3339 and encodes 1112 amino acids. Gene Ontology annotation, cellular component: intracellular anatomical structure; nucleolus. Gene Ontology annotation, biological process: maturation of SSU-rRNA from tricistronic rRNA transcript (SSU-rRNA, 5.8S rRNA, LSU-rRNA). Gene Ontology annotation, molecular function: RNA binding; ATP binding. The record is from RefSeq and is a predicted model, not a curated record. Lineage: Eukaryota; Fungi; Ascomycota; Sordariomycetes; Glomerellales; Glomerellaceae.
AUGCCAAAGUUCGUCCCAAGACAGAGGAAGCACAAGGUGCUUGCCCGAGAGAGGGCCAAGGAGAACGGUGUCAUCCCCCAGGACACCAACACGGAUGAGAUUCUCCCUGAGGAUCAGAAGCGCAUUCAGGAGAAGAGGGCUCAGCUCAAGGCCGAGUUGCAGGGAGACGGAGCUAAGGUUAGCGGCAAGAAGGCAAAGCGCCUGGAAAAGUACAUCACGAACAAGCUCCGCAAAGAUGAAAACCGAGAAAUCCUCGCCAAACUCGCACAGCAAAAGGUCGACACCAGUCUGUUCUCGAGUACCAAAACUCUCGGCCAGGGCAAGGAGACAAAACGGCAAGCUCUGAUUCGUACGCUCAGGGAGAAGAACGCGGGGUUGGAUAUCGACCCGGAUGCGGAGGAGCUUCUUUAUGAGGAGAGAGAGGAUGCGCCUGAGCAGGAUUCCGACGAGAAGGAUGAAUGGGGUGGUAUCAGCGACGAUGAAGGCAAGGAUGACCAGGCACCAAGCGACGACGACGAGGCUUCUGAAGAGGAAUCCGAAGACUCAAGCGAAGGAUCCGAGGAAUCAGACGACGACGACGACGACGAAGAUGAAGACGACGACGAAGAAGGCGAUUCGGGGAGCAACAGACAGUCUGCGUUCAAGGCCUGGGCACAUGCUCAAAGGAAUCAGGCGUUGGGCUACCAACCAGUAACGCCGUCUUCCACUGCUCUCGAUAUUCCUAGACCGGAGAACUUUCAACCACGACCUCUUGAGCAGGAACCUUUACCACAGGAACUCCAGCCGACGACAAAUCUUGCGCGCAAAGCGUACGCUGUCCAAGUGAAUAGGACACCGGAGAUUCAAGAAGCGCGCAUGAAACUGCCGGUCGUUGCCGAGGAACAGAGAAUCAUGGAGAUGAUCCACAAUAACGAUAUUGUGGUUGUCUGCGGUGCCACUGGUUCCGGUAAGACAACUCAGGUGCCGCAGUUCUUGUAUGAGGCUGGCUAUGGUACUCCUGGCUCUGCCACCCCGGGCAUGAUCGGUGUCACACAGCCUCGUCGAGUUGCCGCCGUGAGCAUGUCUAAGCGUGUUGGACAGGAAUUGGGAGAUCACUCGGACAGAGUCGGAUACCAGAUCCGAUUUGAGGGCACAACGUCAGCCAAGACAGCCGUUAAGUUCAUGACGGACGGUGUGUUGCUGCGGGAGAUGGCGCAGGACUUCUCGCUCAAGAAAUACUCGGCAAUCAUCAUCGACGAAGCUCACGAGAGAAGCGUCAACACGGAUAUCCUAGUUGGUAUGCUGAGUCGUAUCAACAACAUCCGCAAGGGUGACGACAAGGUCGACCCUUCAAUCAAGCCACUCAAGAUCAUCAUCAUGUCUGCAACGUUGAGAGUCGAGGACAUGACCAACAACACCACACUAUUCCCCACGCCGCCACCUGUGGUCGAGGUUGAAGGACGACAGCAUCCCGUCACAAUCCACUUUGCCCGGCACACGCAGGCUGACUACGUUGACGAAGCUUUCAACAAGAUCAUGCGCGGUCACAAGAAGCUGCCGCCAGGUGGCUUCCUAGUUUUCCUCACGGGUCAAAACGAGAUUAGACACCUGAGCAAGCGACUGACUGAAGCGUUUGGCGGCUUCACUGGAGCGAGCGCUCCCAAGGUUCAAAUCUCAGCCACUGAUGCGCCAAUCGAGGUUGAAGAUAUUGACUUUGGCGAGGUGGACGAUGCGGAUGCUGCCGACUUUGAUGACGGACUGGACGAGGAUGACGACAACGAGCACGAGGAUGACAAGGAAUUCGAGAUUGAAGGAGAGGAGGGCGAGACGGGGCCCCUGAAGAUGCAGGUCUUGCCCCUUUACUCUCUGCUGCCCACCAGGGAACAGAUGAGAGUCUUUGAUGAUCCCCCAGAAAACCACCGUCAAGUCAUCCUGGCGACCAACGUCGCAGAAACCAGUUUGACGAUCCCGGGCAUUCGGUACGUCUUCGACUGUGGCCGUUCCAAGGAACGCCAGUACGACCGCCUUAGCGGAGUACAAACGUACGAGAUCGGCUGGAUCAGCAAGGCCAGCGCCAGCCAGCGAGCCGGUCGUGCCGGUCGUACAGGUCCAGGUCACUGCUACAGACUCUACUCCUCCGCCGUCUACGAGAGAGACCUACCCGAGUUCACAGACCCCGAGAUUCUGCGGAUGCCUGUCGACGGAGUCGUGCUCCAGCUCAAGGCCAUGAACCUCUCCAACGUCGUCAACUUCCCCUUUCCGACACCGCCGAACCGCAUGGGCCUGCACCAGGCGGAGAAGCUCCUUACCUACCUCUCCGCCAUUACGCCGGAGGGUCAAAUCACGAAGAUUGGAUCAACCAUGUCCAUCUUCCCGCUCUCGCCCCGCUUCGCCCGCAUUCUCCUUGUCGGCCACCAACACGACUGUCUGCAGUACACAAUCAUGAUGGUCGCAGCGCUCUCUGCAGCCGAGAUCUUCGUCCCAGAACACCAAGCGAUCCCCUCGCUCGCGGCGCGCGACGAGUCCGAGUUCCGCUCCAACGCCGACGUCAUCGCCGAAGACCGCCAGGCCAACAUCCGACGCCUGUUCAACGCCGCGCACAAGAACUUUUGCUACCUGGACGACCGGUCAGACGCCAUCAAGCUGCUCCAGGUCGUCGGUGAGUACGCGCACGACCCGACCGAGAAGUGGUGCGAGGAUCACUUUGUGCGGUUCAAGGUCAUGAAGGAAAUCACGCAGCUGCGCCAGCAGAUCACCGAGCUCCUUCGGGCCAACAUCCCGGCGUUCAAGAACCUCAAGUACCAGGACCGGCUGGAUGCGCCCUCGGACAAGCAGGUCGCUUAUCUCAAGCAGAUGGUGGCUGCGGGCUUCAUCGACCACGUCGCCCUCCGCGCCGACAAGUCUCCGGUACCGCCCGAGUUGGCGCGCAAGCCCCGCCGCGCCAUUGACGUGCCGUACAUACCGCUCGUGCCGCUCGGCGUGGGCCACGACGCGGAGAAGUUCGUCUAUAUCCACCCGACCUCGCCGCUCUCCCACCUCAGCCCGCAAGAGUGCCCCGAGUUUGUGGUGUACUCGCACCUGCAACGGGCGACGCAGGGCGCGGACCCGAACAAGGCACCCAAGACGAGGAUGCAGUCGCUGACGGACGUCACGGGCGGGCAGCUAGCCAGCUUGGCCAAGGGGACGCCGCUGGUGAGCUACGGCAAGCCGGUGAAGGAGAUUUCUUCGACGGCGAACACACGUGAGGUCUGGGUUGUGCCGUAUCUGAGGGCCGAGGGCGUCGGUGGCCAGGGAUGGCCAUUGCCGAUGAAGAAGGUUACGCAGCGCAAGGUUGCUGGAAAAGGAUGGGUCGUUGAAUAA